ACCCACAGAGCUUUUGAAAAUCGUGCCGAAUAAAAGUAUCACUUUUCCCAAAAAAAAAAUGAUCAUGAUUGUGAAUUAAUUCAAAUGAAGUGAAUUAAAAAAUUAAAAAAUUAAAUCUAGACCACUGAUUUAAAUGAUUGGUUUUGAAAUGUGCACCAUUGAUAUCUCAAUACUACUCAGUAGGGAGUGUAUCAUGCCUCAUUUUUUAUAUAUAUCAUCAAAAACAGACAAUACUAGGAACUAAGGGCAAACACAAAUGGAGACAAGCAAAUACAAAAAAACAUAAGUAGUUAAAGGAAAAAAAACAAAAACAAAAAAAAUAAACAAAAAAAACAACAAAAAAAUGUAUAAGUAAAUAAAACACAGACACCCUAAGGCACACAAAGCACCAUAGAUGUCUCAAUACAAGUCACUAGAGGGUGCACGCUGCGCAGGCUGCAUUAUGAAUAGGAGGCUUUAUUCUCUGAUACUGGGCGGUAUUAAGAGGCUAUUUGAAAUCUGAUGUUAAUUAUCAGUCGACUAACAGAAUCAGAGGGAAGGUUUAACUCUAUUGUUCCUGCUCAGGAAUGGAAAACAAGGUCUAAUGGACUCUAACAGUGAAGACAGAGAUUACCAAAGUGUUGAACAGCAGGAUGCAGCCCGGUACAGAGUGACCUAUCCUCAUGGGAGAAACACAAAAGAGGUGGAUUACGAUAAAAAUGAGGAGUUCAACAGAAAGAAGUAUCCCGUGAGUCGCUCUGGCAACAACCCGGGCAGAGUGAAGCGGGUAGUGUCAUGUAAGAGGAAGACCCAUCAUCUGACGGUGACUCGCAGGAAGCAGCUCGGGCCUGGGAAGAAUUAUGAUGCUGCAAACAAGGAGAAUGAGACGAACAGCAGGCAGGAUGUGCAACAGGAGAUAUCUGGCAUGGACCCUUGGGAGUUCCCACUAAAUGUCAAUAAUUACCACAAGACUGGUAGUACUGGUUCUGAACAGGCCGAUUACCGUACAGUCACUGAGCUCACAGGGGAUCAUAACACAAUGACUGAUGUGCUCUUUGGAAGAAAUCUGAGGCUGAAAGUAUGUUUAACAUUGUGGCAGAGAAGUGUUGGAGAGCUGUUGACCUACUUUCUGAGAAUCCAAGACAUUGGUGUGGUUGUUGAUUUUCUCCCGCUGAUAAGCAAAAGCAUGGAUGAAAACUCCCCCAGGGUCACCAUUGGCUGUUGCGUUGACCUCUUUCCUUUAGUUAGGAAAGUCCUCACCAAUCCAUACGAAGAGUAUCUUAUAGUUGGUUUAAAGUGGAUAAAUUCGGUUUUGAAACACUGGUGGGGGGAACUAAGAACAAGUGGCUAUGGAUCAACUAAACUCCCGAUGGAUAUAAAUUUCCAGGCCUUUAAUCAGCAGUUAUUGGAGUUAUGGCAUCAGGAACCUUUACUAAAAUCUGUCCCAGGAGCUGCUGGAGACCUGGCAAAGGUUAUUGACUCCUUCCUGUCUCAACUAACCUGACGACAACAAAGAAACAAAACAGAUCUUUCUCUGGUAGCAAAAAAUGAAAGAAUAGAAUGUUUAGAUUGGAGAUGCUGUUGUUUCCAUAGAGAAGUGUCUUUUAGCUUGUACUGUGCCUGUCCUGAGGGGAUGUCUGUAGAGCAUGAUGUAUUUAUUUAUUGGCUGGCGGAUGACCUUCAACAGUUGAAAUACUGAGAAUGUGCAAUAUAAAUGUAAUCGUGUAGCAAAUUUGACUUAGUAGGAUGUUGUAAUUAUUUUCAACGAGAAGAGUUUAUCAUUGUGCAGUUUCAGUUAUGUCAAAGAAACUUAAAGGCUUUCAUGAAUGUAAGAAUUAUGUUUCAUUGAUAUGUGUGUCUGUUCUCUUUAAUUGCACCACUGAUGAUGAAUAAAGUUUGUAUUUUCGGUUUUAAAGUUU
Molecule: messenger RNA, 1898 nt
Organism: Sebastes umbrosus (honeycomb rockfish)
Lineage: Eukaryota; Metazoa; Chordata; Actinopteri; Perciformes; Sebastidae
Product: KATNB1-like protein 1
Exons: 10
Coding region: 584-1483 (299 amino acids)
Cellular component (GO): nucleolus
Molecular function (GO): microtubule binding
Source: RefSeq, a predicted model, not a curated record